Molecule: messenger RNA, 689 nt
Organism: Beta vulgaris subsp. vulgaris (sugar beet)
Lineage: Eukaryota; Viridiplantae; Streptophyta; Magnoliopsida; Caryophyllales; Amaranthaceae
Product: monothiol glutaredoxin-S1
Exons: 1
Coding region: 86-394 (102 amino acids)
Source: RefSeq, a predicted model, not a curated record
UCCACAAGUUUGAAAAGAAGCUACAUUUCAAACUUCAUAAACCUCUUCCACCGAAAAACAAAGCCCAAGAUUUAAGUCUCUAAAUAUGGAGAUUUUACGUCACUUAGUAGAAGAAAAGCCAGUGGUGAUAUUCAGCAGAACUUCCUGCUGUAUGUCCCACUCAAUGAAACAACUUAUCAGCAGCUAUGGAGCAAAUGCAACAGUAUAUGAGCUCGAUGAAACUGCAGACGGAAACGAAAUUGAGAAAGCAUUGCAAAGACUUGGGCAAGCACCUAGUGUUCCUGCAUUGUUUAUAGGCCAGAGGUAUGUUGGUGGGGCUAAAGAAAUCAUCAGCCUACAAGUGCAAGGAAGACUAGUGCCAAUGCUAAGGGAAGCCAAGGCCAUAUGGGUAUGAAAUUACCAUCUAUUAACAGCUGCCUUUUCCCCCCACUUUCUCCACUUAAAAAGAGCUUCUUAAUCCUGUAUUUAGUUCAGUCCUCAGAUCAGGGUUGGAAUCAGUUUUGUAGCUGAUGAGCAUAAUGUAAUAUAUUAUUAUGAGUAUAAAAUAAUGCCGGACAUUUGAAACAGGUAUCAUAAGCAAAGAGUAUGUGACUUCAAAAAUGAGUAUUAGAAUAAUAUAGUUCUGUUGCAUGUAACCAUAUCGUUACAUAGAGUUGAGAAUCAAGGUUAGCCUAGUGGUUGUAAGGUCC